Molecule: messenger RNA, 228 nt
Organism: Ostertagia ostertagi
Lineage: Eukaryota; Metazoa; Nematoda; Chromadorea; Rhabditida; Trichostrongylidae
Source: the annotation of a GenBank genome assembly
AUGGAUCACUGGCUGCGACGCCAUGGUUUCGCUUCACUCCAGAAGUUAGAGGAACGUCUAGCAGAUUCAGACAAGCCAAUGGAGUUCGUUGCAGACGUGCCGGGUUUCAAUUUCGAGGCGGUCAUCGACCCUGAGGAUAAGUGGGGUGUUGAAGACAAGUUAUCACAGAUCAACACACUUCAACAAUUGGAGAACAUCGCUAGCCAUGGAUUCAUAACAGUAAGUUUC